This is a messenger RNA of Penicillium antarcticum, 1314 nucleotides long. Its product is annotated as putative RING finger domain protein. The transcript is spliced from 4 exons. The record is from RefSeq and is a predicted model, not a curated record. Bases 1 to 1314 code for a protein of 437 amino acids. NCBI's taxonomy places the organism in Eukaryota, Fungi, Ascomycota, Eurotiomycetes, Eurotiales, Aspergillaceae.
AUGGAGAGUAACGCCGAUCGUGUGGAAUGCAUCGCCUGUGGUGCCGUUUGGUUGAAAGACUCGGCGCAUGGCUUAAUAUGCCCGCAUUGCGACUCCGAAUUCACGGAAAUUGUUGAGAUCCCCCCCGAGAUUCCCUCCGACAGUCCCCAAGAGCGUGCCUCACCUACAUCGCAACCACGCAACCCGUGGGCAGACCACAACCCUUGGGGAAUAGACGAAGACCCUUUUGGAACGACACCAAGAGAUUUCCCUUCUGGAUUUCACCGUACAUACAGAUCGCCCGACGGGCGUUUUACCUUCAGCAGUACCACGCUGGGUACCGGUCUGUCCUCAAGCCCGCGCGGCGCAUACGGAACCAACACUGGGAUCCCGAUGAUGAUGCAGAACUUCGACACCCUUUUUCGAGACCUAGUGGAACCACCAAAUCAACCAACAAGAGAAUUGGGAAUCGAUGAUCAUUCUCAUCCGAGUCCUUUCGGCUGGCCCGAUUAUGAGCGUGUGGGAGAUCAUCCAUCAAGCCCGGCUCCAAUCCCAUCUCCUGGUCUAUCCCCUCGCAAUACUAAUGGACCGCAACCACGAGCUCCGCAAGCAGUAAACCUGAGCGACCUUAUAGAAGCCAUCCGUGCCGAUCUGGGGACACCAACUACACGAGCGACCCGUCAGAAUCGCCAAACUCCAAAUCCUCUUGCUAUACUAUCGGCGCUACUAAACAUGAACCCAAAUGGAGAUGCAGUAUACUCGCAAGAGGAACUAGACCGUGUCAUCACUUCACUGAUCGAGAACACCGGGCCCGGAACCGCGCCGCCGCCAGCAUCUGGAAAUGCCAUCCGGUCUUUACCCAAGAAGAAGGUUGACAGGGAUAUGAUGGGCCCGGAGAACAAUGCGGAGUGUUCUAUUUGCAUGGAUGCUGUGGGACUUGGCACGGAAGUGACUGUGUUGCCAUGCGACCACUGGUUUCAUUUCAGCUGCAUCGAGGCAUGGUUAACCCAACAUAACACCUGCCCUCAUUGCCGGCGGAGUAUCAACCAACGUCCAGUGCCUACCGAUGGAACCAGUGACAAUCCGGUGGUCAUACCGGACAGCCCUGAGCAGCCACGAUCUCGUCGACGUCUCAGUUCCGCUCGAACUACACGCAGUGGCCGCUCCUCUUUUUCUUCUUUGCAAAGCCGACUCUCCCCGCGGCUUUCACCCCGUCGCUCCCCCACACCCGAGGGACAAGAAUCCACUCAUGCUCCCCGCCGCUCCAGCCGGAGUGAGGGGAGCAACGGGGGAUUUACCAGCUGGGUCAUGAAUCGAUUUGGAAGCAGCACAUAA